Molecule: messenger RNA, 1296 nt
Organism: Schistosoma intercalatum
Lineage: Eukaryota; Metazoa; Platyhelminthes; Trematoda; Strigeidida; Schistosomatidae
Source: the annotation of a GenBank genome assembly
UUUUCUCCACGUUAAAUGCUGAAUAUCUAUUUCCCCAGCUUUGAGGAUUAUGUGGUUAGGGCCAGAUACUACUACAGACCUCAAGCACUCCAAAUACAGGAUCCCCGUCGUUAGUCAAGCCCUUCAAGGUUGUGGAGGUUAAUUCGCUAUCAGGUUUGAAGGCCGGUCAUCGUUCGUACUUGUUGAUGGCGGAUGAGGCGUUUGUCAUAACAGAUCAGGAAAGACUUGAUCGCCUGAAUAAUGAAGCCAGAGAGAAAAGGAACAGAGAUAUACCCUUUACACCAGACAUUUCUCAGCCAUUUUAUAACUUUGUGGAAAAAAUUUUUGGAACUGAGAAACCUUACGAGGCUGGACAUGGGUUCCCUUUAACUUACGCAUCUGGAGGAAACUUUCUCCACCGCCCUUUCCUAGAUUUCCCCGCCUUACAGAUGGGCACAUCAUGGUUUACGAUGCAGAAUGUUUUUAGUUCAAGAUUUUGCCAAAUCAUGGAGCGUGACUUCUUCCGAUGUGUUGCAAGAGUUGGCCUUCAAAAUACAGACAAGCAUUGCAAAAUAUACUGGGAAGAUUUGCUUGAAUGUCAGAACCAUGAUAAGGCUAAAAAAAGAGCUGUUAUGAUGAAAAAAGUUAGAGAGGUAAAGAAAAUGGAGCCAAUGGCCACUCUGCCGUACAGCGCAUUUAAAGACCCCGACUUCUGAUGACAAUUGACUUUCCAUGUUCAUUUCCAAUGAUAUUUAUGAAUGACAGUUUGUUUUAUUAGUGUAGAUCUACGUCCUCAAUCUGUGACUAGUAAAAUCUUGUUUGUUCAACAAUAAAUCAAUUUAGCUCUCAAAGUAGUCUGAUUGAUACAUAUGUACACAAGGUUUUCGCAUUCAGCUUACAAAAAACAAUUCAUCGUAAAGCUUCUAAGCUGUUGCAUAGAACAAGAAAUUCUCAGCCCAUUGUCGUAGUCUGCUUUUCAACCAUAUCGACAAUAUAAUCUUGGCUACAGUUCGAUUAUCCAAAGUUCUGAAAUGCAAAUGUCGAAAACCUAAUGGGUUAACUGGCUGUCCGACCGAGUUUCCAGUGUAGUCUUGUCGGCCUUCAAAAAGAAUGGGGGACCCUUAUCUUUCAGCAUUAAGGUUUUACCAUGAAAAUUGAACUCACUAGAGAUUCUUUCGACAGACCUCCUAUCCUUAUUACUGAAGACUGAAGACUGACCUAAAAACUGUUUUUUAUUUUUUUAACUUAACGGACAUCGUUAAUUGACGAAGUUUGAGUCGUACCCCCUGAUACGUUGUUUUAUGACACCGUGGUCCA